Molecule: messenger RNA, 966 nt
Organism: Penicillium bovifimosum
Lineage: Eukaryota; Fungi; Ascomycota; Eurotiomycetes; Eurotiales; Aspergillaceae
Product: putative alpha-1,6-mannosyltransferase subunit
Exons: 3
Coding region: 1-966 (321 amino acids)
Biological process (GO): protein N-linked glycosylation
Cellular component (GO): Golgi membrane; mannan polymerase complex
Molecular function (GO): alpha-1,6-mannosyltransferase activity
Source: RefSeq, a predicted model, not a curated record
AUGCAGUUCGCGUUACCUCCGCGGCGAAGCCCGCAACCUCUACCUCUGGCCCGUCCACGAAUGUCAUCAUAUCGCAGGAAACAGUUGAAAUCUGGCGCCGUUUUUGCAUUCGCGGUUUUUUUAAUUCUAUUUAUCCACCAUCUCUACGCAUCGCCCUUCUACACAUCGCCUUUCCUAUCCGCCGCGGCUUCGACUAGUACUUCUGGUGUGGUGAUCGUCACACUACUGGAUCACCAGCUGUUUAGCGAUGCCUACCUGAAGAAGAUCAUCGCAAACCGGGAGCACUAUGCCAAUUAUCAUGGAUACACGAACUUCUUCGCAAGUGUGUCAGACUACGACGAAGCCGUUGGUGAUGCGCCACAAAGUUGGGCCGUCGUGCCAGCCGUUCGCCAUGCCAUGGCCACACAUCCUCACGCAGCCUACUUCUUCUACCUCGCCCCUCAUGCCUUGAUAAUGGACCCAACGAAGUCGCUCAAGUCGCAUCUUCUGGGGAAAGGCCGUCUCGAAGAGUUGAUGAUGAGGGAUGUGCCCAUUGUGCCGCCUGAUAGCAUCAUCAAGACAUUCUCCCAUCAGACGGAGGAAGAUGUGGACCUUAUAAUCACGCAAGAUAAAGAAGAUCUGAACCCCUGGAGCUUUGUCUUGAAGAGUGGGGACUUUGCUCGCUUCUUUCUCGAUAUUUGGUUUGAUCCACUUUACCGCAACUAUAAUUUUGCUAAAGCGGAGACGCAUGGACUGGAUCAUAUCAUGCAGUGGCAUCCCACUGUCCUUGCUCGAACGGCUGUGGUACCGCAACGUCUCCUGGCUUCCUUCAGUAGUGGAUCACCAGGUGCUUCUUUGGAUGGCACAUAUGAGGAUGGUGAUUUUGUGGUCCAGUUCCGCGGAUGCGAUGUUGAUAACAGCCGUGACUGUGCUCGCGAGGUGGAGCCUUACUACAAGUUGUGGGAGAAGAAGGUUCAAGGUGAUUGA